Molecule: messenger RNA, 3566 nt
Organism: Amblyraja radiata (thorny skate)
Lineage: Eukaryota; Metazoa; Chordata; Chondrichthyes; Rajiformes; Rajidae
Product: nectin-4
Exons: 9
Coding region: 651-2375 (574 amino acids)
Biological process (GO): homophilic cell-cell adhesion; heterophilic cell-cell adhesion
Cellular component (GO): adherens junction
Source: RefSeq, a predicted model, not a curated record
GAGUGCCUGCUCGGGGUGAGAGGGAGGGCGGAGCCGACACUCCGACCGGGGAACCGGCCGCACAACUCGGCGACGACGACUCGCAGAUUCCUCGCCGGGCGCUCCGGACCAUUCAGCCGGUCCCCCUCCGGCAGAGGCAGCAACAGCAACUCUCCCCAUCGCCAGAGCGACUAACCGGGACUCCCGUGGUACACCUCCUCCCUCCCCUGCCUUUCGCUGUCUCCUUCUGUCCCUUUACCUCGCUUUACCUCCCUCCCCCUCCCUCCCUCUGUCUGCUUCACGGCCCCUCUUUUAAUGCUCUCUGUUUCUCUUCUUAACUCGACCUCACUUUCUCUCUCCCCACUUUCUCUCACUUUAACUUCCACUCUUUUAAAUUUCCCUCUAACUCUUUUCUCUUAACCCUUUCACCUCUUUAGCUCUCUCCCCCUCUUGUGCUCCCUCCCUCACUCUCCCGCCCUCUCUUCCGCUUCGAAACUCCCCCCCCCCUCCUAUCCUUCUUUGCCUGUCCCCCUCUCCCCCUGCCCCCUGCCCCCUCCCCCUGCCCCACCCCCUCUCUGUCCCACACAGGGGCAAAUCCUGGAGUGCCGGUCCUGACAGCCCACUACACCCCCACAGUGGGAACAGCCGAGUUCCUGACCCGUCUGCUGGAUAUGGAGAACCAGCUGCCACCCCUCUUGCUCAUCCUGAUCCUCCUCGUCCCCUUAGGUGUGUGCGGGCCGGAGCUGCAGCUGGACGCGGGCACGGAGGCGCCGCUAGGGGGCACAGCGCAUCUGCGAUGCCAGUACACGGGCGCGGCCCAGGUGACGCAGGUGACGUGGGACAAGCUGACGGAGCUGGGCCCGCAGAUGGUGGCGGUGCGCAGUGACGCACACGGCACGCGCACGCACCCCUUCUACGGCACGCGAGCCCGCUUCCAGCGCGGGGACGAGCACGGCGACGCCUCGCUGCUCAUCGACCAGCUGGUGCUAGCGGACGCCGGGCAUUUCCGCUGCAAGGUGUUCACCUUCCCGGCCGGCAGCUUCGAGGGCGACACCUGGCUCACCGUGCUGGUACCCCCUCAGGUAUGGCUGGUGCCGGGCCCACGAGCCCUGCUGGAGGGAGACCGCCGUGCUCUGGUGGCCAUGUGCAUGGUGAUGGGGAGCCCCCCGGUGCCCGAGGUGCGGUGGGACAUGGCCGUGGAGGGGGAGCAGGAAGUGACAGACACGGCCAAUGCCAACGGCACAGUGACAGUCACCGUUAGCCUCUACGUGCAUCCCGAGCGGGACAUGAAGGGGAAGGACGCUGUGUGCAUCGUCAACCACUCCAGCCUGGCCCAGCCCCUGCACGUCCCCUACAAACUCAACAUCUACCAUGUUCCUGAGGUGGCGAUAAAAAGAUCCUUUGAGAAUUGGCAGGCGGAUAUGGAAGGAGCGGCGUUGCAAUGCGAGGAAAAUGGGAAUCCUCCAGCUACGGAUUUUGUGUGGAAGCGAACGGGAGGCCCCCUCCCCAGCAACCUCACCCAGGAUGGCAGCAGGCUGUUAUUCACCAAACGUCUCACCGUGGAAGAUUCUGGAACCUAUGUCUGUGAAGUUUCCAAUGAAAUUGGCAGCCGGAGUGCACAGAUGAAAAUAACUAUUUCAGAUCGUAACGAGGCGGGGAUGAGCGUACUGACUCUAGCCUUUGUGGCCAUCGGAGUGGUGGGCCUGGUCAUUGUGCUCAUCUUCAUUGGCGCCAUGAUCGCUGUGAACCGCUCGCACCGCAAGAAGACGGAGCAAAUGGUCUUCAAACUGGAGGAGAUCUCCACCAUGUCCCGGCAGCCCUCCAUCCGCCGCUGUAACUCCAUGUCUGCCUCUGUCGACGUCCGCCUGCAGGAGGCAGGUGGCAGUCGGGACAUCGACCAGCUGGAGCAGGAGCCCAUGAUGGAGGAGAUGGUGCCGCAGCAGAGGAGCAGCUCCAGGGACCUGUUGGCAGUGGCAGGGGAGGGCCAGUUCCAGCCCGGCACCCAUCGCUACAGCCUGCGCUCCACGACCAGCGAGCCCAGGUCCUCGCACGCCUACCCGUUCGGGGCCUACAGGAACAGUUUGCCCAACAACCAGCGGCACAGCCUGAGGGACUGGAUGUUGGACCACAGCGAGCGGUCGGGCUCACCGGGGGAGGUGCCAGAAAACAGCCCAGCUCUCAAGGCAGCACUGGAGCAGGUGAGUUCGCUCUCGACCCGGCCCCUGACACCCUCCCCGUCGGAGCAGGGCUCCCAGACGGAGGAUGAGGAAGAGGUGGCUGACCGGCAGAAGUCAAUCCACGCCGCCAUGGGUCACUUCUACCCCCACAACGGCACGCUGCGCGCCAAGCCGGGCAACAGCACCGUAUACAUUGCCCGCAAAGAGCACUGUGUGUGAGGGGGGUGGUGUCCGAACCCCCACCCGCACCUGCACCCGCAUGGCCAUCUCCCGAUCCCACGGCACUGUCUGAUUGGGGCAAGGACACGGAAGUGCAGGGACCCGCGGGGCUGUACAGAACAUGGACACGCCAAGCACGACAGAACUGUCUGUCUGGGAUGAUGGACUGCAGGAACCUGCGGGACUACAGAACACGGAUACGCCAGGGUACAUGGACCUCGCGGGACUACAGUACACGGGCCCACCAAGUCUCAUGUGUCCCGGACACAGGUUUACAGGGACCCCACCAGGACUGUACCUCAUUGGGACAUGGCGACCCUGGUUUUCUGUUCACCCUGAACCACCUACAGUGGGCAUUCGUUAGAUUUCUGGGUCGUGCACCACCUACAGUGGGCAGCUCGAGGCGAUGGAGAUACACCAUCAAACUACUGAAGUCCACUGCAAGGAUUAGUGACCAGGGUCACUGAUCUCCCAGGCUGAUGUUCCCAGCAUUGAGACUCCACUCACACCCGGUCCCAUCCACUGGUCCCGUCCAACUCAAGGAUUUGCUCCCCCGUGAAUCAACACAACGUCCCGCUGACUCCCGGCAAUCCCUGGCCCUGGAUCUGUGGAGCGGGAGUGAUUGAGAUGGGAAUGGAACUUUGGAGCGUGAGUCGGGAGAUCCUGUGUGAAUGGUCGAAGGAGCAAAGCAUAUCAAACCCCGCACUCGCCCAUCCCGACAAAACACCUGCCCCAUGCGUCGAUGAGUCUGUGGGUCCUACACUGACCUUAUCACAACCCAGGAUCCAGUGGCCUGGAGUGGAAGUGUCAUCCUCGAUCCCAAGGGACGGACUAAUACAGAGAGGGAGGAGUGUACUUGAACCUGAUGGCAAGUGAAGACAGGUCAGACAGAAGGGCUGAAAGGUCUCCUGUGUAACAGGCUGGAUAGACAGGCUGAAGGACAUGCCAUACUCUGUAACAGGCUGGAUAGACUGAAGGACCUGCUGUACUGUGUACUGUACAGGCUGGAUAGAUGGGUUGAAGGGCCUGCAUUCCCAUGUAACAGGCUAAAUAUGUGCCCUUUGUCACGGUGUGUGUGGGGAAUGCGUUGAGUUCUCAUUUGCUCGGGUUUCCUCUUGUUGGCGCGUUCUUUGUAAACUGUUGUAUAUUUGUACAGACUUUUUCAGUAAAGCACAAGGCUAUCGUAUCAAA